This is a messenger RNA of Myotis davidii, 2639 nucleotides long. RefSeq names its product MOB kinase activator 3C (gene MOB3C). Gene Ontology annotation, cellular component: cytoplasm; nucleus. Gene Ontology annotation, biological process: positive regulation of protein phosphorylation; signal transduction. Gene Ontology annotation, molecular function: protein kinase activator activity. The transcript is spliced from 4 exons. The coding region runs from base 265 to 915 and encodes 216 amino acids. The record is from RefSeq and is a predicted model, not a curated record. Lineage: Eukaryota; Metazoa; Chordata; Mammalia; Chiroptera; Vespertilionidae.
UCCCCGCCCCUUCCCCGCCCCUUGGCCACAGCGCGGCGGCCGGAGGCCCGGGGAGGAGCUGGCGUUGCCUCCGGGGCGAUAGGGCGUCCGCAGCCCGGCUGGGCAGACCGGUGGACAGACCAGAGGACCCGCGGAGGGAGAGGACCGGCCAGCGCGCUGGGGCUGUGACCCGCGGCCAGAGCAGGACUCGCUCUCAUCCACCGAGGAGGACCCGGCAUCCGCAGGUCCUUCCCCUGGACACCCGUCCCUCCGCCCAGCCUGGCCAUGGCCCUGUGCCUGAAGCAGGUGUUUGCCAAGGACAAGACUUUCCGGCCACGGAAGCGCUUCGAGCCGGGCACACAGCGCUUUGAGCUGUACAAGAAGGCACAGGCAUCGCUUAAGUCCGGCCUGGACCUGCGCAGUGUGGUGAGGCUGCCGCCGGGCGAGAAUAUUGACGACUGGAUCGCCGUGCACGUGGUGGACUUCUUUAACCGCAUCAACCUCAUCUACGGCACCAUGGCUGAGCGCUGCAGCGAGACCAGCUGCCCGGUGAUGGCUGGAGGGCCCCGCUACGAGUACCGCUGGCAGGACGAGCGGCAGUACCGGCGGCCAGCCAAGCUCUCGGCACCGCGCUACAUGGCCUUACUCAUGGACUGGAUUGAGGGCCUCAUCAACGAUGAGGACGUCUUUCCCACUCGCGUUGGAGUCCCCUUUCCCAAGAACUUCCAGCAGGUCUGCACCAAGAUCCUGACCCGCCUCUUUCGAGUCUUUGUCCACGUCUACAUCCACCACUUCGACAGCAUCCUCAGCAUGGGGGCCGAGGCACACGUCAACACCUGCUACAAGCACUUCUACUACUUCAUCCGAGAGUUCAGCCUGGUGGACCAGCGGGAGCUGGAGCCACUGAGGGAGAUGACAGAGCGGAUCUGUCACUGAGCCUAGACCCGGACACUGUUGCUCAUCAGAUGAUCGUCUGAAUAUAGAGUGGCUGAGGAGGGGGACCCUUAGGAGUCUGGUGGCAGAGGAACCUGAAGGCCCUGGGACCCCUCCACACACCCAAAGCCCCUGGACUUCUGGUUCUCAGGAGUCUGCCCCUAUGCCCCCUGACUGCUUGUGAGUGGAGAAAGGGAGGAUUUAAACGUGGGCAAACAGGAGGAAAGGAGGAGCUAAACCUCUGACAUGAAGUCUAGGGAUGGGGUAGGCUAGAGGGUUUCCACUCUGACACUUGACCUUUUUGUGGUGGUUCCCAAGCCUAACUGGGCAAUGUGGAUGUGGUUGAGGUGCUGGCAAGAAAGGUACAAGAGUGAGCAGCCUGUGUGUGAGUGAGCACUGUGUGUGUGUGUGUGUGUGUGUGUGUGUGUGUGUGUGUGUGUGUGAUUUUGACUGUGGAGAGCGUCUGUGAGAGCCAGCCACCUUCGACCCUACCCUCCCUGGCACAUAGUGGGACCUCAUAAAUGUUAGGCAGAUGGAUGGAUGGAAGGAACAAAGGAACGAGGGAGGAAGGGGAGGAGAGAUUGGGACCAUCAGACCAUGAUCACAGUAGGAGUGAUGACAAUUCACUGUCCCCUCUCGGUGUGUCUGAUGAUGUGUAAGUACAAUAUGUGGUUGUAGGUGGGUGUAGCUCUAUGUUUGAAACUUCCAGGCUAUCUUUUUCCAUCAGCAUGAAUUCUGAGGAACUGAGGAGGUAAGAAAGGAGCAUUGCCCUGGGUACCUAAAUCCCUGGCCCACCACAGACACAGGUUCUGAUUGCUCAGCCAGGGAUGCCCAACAACUAGCAUUUCACUCAGCCCUCUGCCUCCAGAAAGGCCUGAUUAUAGACAGCCUCCUGGGGGUAAGGGGUGAUCCCUCUGGCCACAAUGGUCCUCUGGUGCUUAAAUUGGGAAUCACAUACUCCAAUCUAGCUUCUAGAAUCUACACUUGACUCCCAGCAUCUGAAGCCCAGCACAGGAUAAUAAUCCAACCCAAGGAUCUAGUAGAACUUGAAUUGGGAAAUUCUGGAGAACUUGAAUUGGGAAAUCCCAGGACAUUAAGAACCACGGGGCUAGUGAAUGCACUCUUCCAGGCUUGGAGAAACCCCAUCCUUCAAGCACUUGCCUCCUUUCAACCAUCCUGAGACAUUCCAGCUGGUUGGUUCUCAGAGCACAGCUGUUCCCAGAGAAACUGGGGUGUUCAUUCAGUACUCCAUUACUCAGCACUCCCAUGCCCAGCCCUGUGCACAGACCCACAGGUGUGGAAAUUGAGGCAGGGACAGGGUCCUCCCUUCCCAGAGCCUCCACACUGGAAGGCCAGAAGGAGAGCCAGAAAAGACCUGAAUCCUCACAGAAUCCUCCACGUACACAAGAGGAAACUGAAGCCAGGAGGAGAAGCUGUCCUGGCCUCACGGCAAGGCUUUGUGGAGCUGAAGGAGAAGCACAUGGAAUGAGGGUUUGCCAGCCCCUCUCCAGGACACAACUGUUCCUGCUUUGAGCAAGGAUUUCUAGCCUGAUGUCAGAGUGCCCCACCUUCCCUCAGGCCUGCCAGGGCUGUCUGCUGAGCCAAACCUCCAAACUCAUGCCCCUCUCCAUGACCCAGCAGCUGCCUGAUCUCUGGGGAAGCAGAUGGGGCUCCUGGAGUCAGCCCAUUGGACUCGGGCUGCUGCCUCCAGAGAAGUUCCCAAGGGA